Magallana angulata is the source of this 1732-nucleotide messenger RNA. Its product is annotated as neuropeptide SIFamide receptor-like. Gene Ontology annotation, cellular component: membrane. The record is from RefSeq and is a predicted model, not a curated record. The transcript is spliced from 3 exons. The coding region runs from base 263 to 1354 and encodes 363 amino acids. Lineage: Eukaryota; Metazoa; Mollusca; Bivalvia; Ostreida; Ostreidae. Gene Ontology annotation, biological process: G protein-coupled receptor signaling pathway. Gene Ontology annotation, molecular function: neuropeptide Y receptor activity; peptide binding.
GCUACCCGCAGUCUAUCGAACUCUUUGCACACUAAAAUAGAUUUUAAAUUGUCUGAAGGUGAUUUAAAAGAGCGCCAUCCGACAAUUUCGAUCAUUUCAUUUCCGCUGUGUGCCCUUCGAUGUCAUGAUGCUAUUCCGACAGCGCUAAAACGAGACAAGAGGAGGCAUUUAAUCAAAUAUUAUUUGAUUCUUUGAACAAAAAUCCCAACCCAACUAUCUUGUAAAGGAUCUGCCUCAGCUUCGAGUAAUCCGUGAAUCAGGCAUGACUUCUACAUUGCCUUUUAAAAAUUUCACAUUUCAGAACUUAAACAACAGUGUUAGUAAUGUGAGUGUGAAACAACUUUUUAUUCUGAAACAGCCUUCCUAUAUGAUCGCUAUCUAUUCCAUUGCGUACAGUGUAGUGUUUCUGUGUGCUCUGUUUGGGAAUCUUAUGGUGGUCACCGUUGUUUUUAAGAACCGGGCCAUGCGCACGGUGACUAACUGCUUCAUUGUCAACCUGGCCGUGGCCGAUAUCCUUGUUGCAGUAUUUAAUCUUCCAAUUACUUUGCUCUCCAAUCUUUAUCUGGGUUGGCCUUUUGGACCUAUUCUGUGCAAAGUGACGCCAUACCUCCAAGGAGUGUCCGUCUGUGCAUCUGUAAACACACUGGCCGUCAUAGCGGUAGACAGAUACUUUGCAAUUUGUUCUCCGCUGAAGUACAAAUUAGACUCCGUACGACUGCGCAGGAUCAUCGUCUGCAUCUGGAUCACUUCCGGUGUCAUCAUUGUCCCGUGGGCCGUUUUCUACAUCCAACAAGAUUACAGCUACACCGAUCAUAUCACGCUCAACAUAUGCUACGAAAAGUGGCCCAGCGAGAUCGCCAAAAACGGAUACUUUUUGGGAGUGAUUUUUCUGUGUUGCUAUACAAUUCCGUUGGUUCUUAUAUGCAUUUGCUAUAUGGGGAUAUGUAUCAAGGUCUGCAACAGGAAACAGCUUGGAACAUGCAGUUCAGGAAAUAAUGUUAUUCAAAGAUCAAAGGUUAAAGUGGUGAAGAUGCUUGCUGUAGUGGUUUUCCUAUUUGCAUUUUCUUGGCUACCUUUAUACAUAGUUAAAAUGCUUAUAGCAUUCCACGAUACUAAUGAUAAUUUUCUGCAUGACACAGUGAUCCCUCUCGCACAAUGGCUCGGAUCGUCAAACUCUGGAGUAAAUCCGAUUAUUUACUGCUCCUUUAGCCGGAAGUUUAGAAACAGCUUCCGAAAAAUUCUGUGUCCGGGAAUUCUGGGAACCAAUGCAAAUGACCAAGUCAGGCGAAACAACACUCCAAAGGGGAUGUAUGCUGAAGCGACAGGGAACGAACGCUCCUACACGUUUGUGUAAAUUAGAAAAAAAAUAUUUAUCAUUAUUGAAGCAAAUUUAUACAAGUAUUUCGUAAAAUAUUCAACUACCAAACAAGUCUUAUAUAUUCAAUCUUGUAUACCGAGGUCAUUUUUACUGUCAACAUCCUUUUCACUAGUAUAUGAAUUACUUAUGCAGUUCUAAUAGACGGGCUUUGGUAUUUGUUUAUAAAUAUCUUUGAAGUAACGAAGAUAAAUGCUACAAUUUAUAAAUUUUUUGAUAAGAUAAUUCUAUUUCCAAAUUUUGUGUGUUAAAGGAUUGUACCUGUAAUUUAGAAUGUCUGAAAAAUGUGUAAUGGUUUAAUGCUCUGUAUGAUAAAUGAAAUAUCAAUAAAGAAAAUGGCGUUUUCAGACCAUUAUA